Dacryopinax primogenitus is the source of this 6069-nucleotide messenger RNA. RefSeq lists its product as uncharacterized. The transcript has 5 exons. Bases 1 to 6069 code for a protein of 2022 amino acids. The record is from RefSeq and is a predicted model, not a curated record. NCBI's taxonomy places the organism in Eukaryota, Fungi, Basidiomycota, Dacrymycetes, Dacrymycetales, Dacrymycetaceae.
AUGGCAAACCCCUCGCCCUCACCCUCCCCACUCCGCUCCCCCUCCCCCCUCCCAGAAGGCCUCACAGAAAUCUCAUCCCCCUCAUUCCCCUCAUUCCCUUCCUCCCCACACACCCACUCCCAAGACUCCCUCCCAUCACUAGACGUCAACACCCUCUAUUCCUGGCUUGGUCUCUCACCUGCCAGUGCCCAUAGAAGGGGGAAGGAGAACUCGCCACACUCGCCCUCGAUCUCCCUCCCUAGGUCUAUGAGAGCUGUGCGGGCUAGGGAAGGACGUGCGCUUGCUCAGAUGGCGCCUGAUUCCCCUUCCCAUCCCGAAUCGUCUUCGGCUAGCAAAAUCCCCCGCUCGACCAGGAAACCUACCAAUCCCCCUCGCACAGGGCCAAAUCCUCCACCAAGCAGCUACAGCUACACACUCCGCACGCCCCAGAAAAGCUCUACACCGCGCUCAUCCCGCUUCCGCCCCCGCCCGCGGCAUAAGCAGCCCCAUCACGAGCAGCCCCUCUGCCCAGAAACGUCCUUCAUCUCCACCUCCCAGGGAUCGACCCUCUCCCGAUCUGGAAGACGCAGCUCGGCCGAGAUCUCAGCCUGGGCCGCGAGUGGGGUCUUCCCCCAGCCAGAGGGAUCUACUACUCCCAGUGACGGUGCCGGGGGAGGAGGAGGGCAGGGGUCGGGCGAGCCUGCGCUGGGGUUGGAGGGAGGGGGAGGAUGGGAGAAGGCAGUCACGAGGGAGAUACUGGAGCUGUCCUUCUCCCGGAUGGAUAGGAGCUCUUUGGCCGUAUCGGUCCGUUCGAAAGCUAGACCUAAGGAGCCCGAGUCGCGCGCAUCGGCCUCUGCGGGAAGGUCUUCCCCAAAGUGGACUGCUCUGGACAGGCGGGGGACGUAUUGGCACAAGCGCGGGCACGGGGAGUCUGAUUCUGGACAAGCAGAAGCAGAAGCAGAAGCAGAAGGAGAGGGAGAAGGAGAAGGUAGACCCCGUUUGGCACCGGAUACGCCCUCCCGCCCCAGAUGGGCAGACUUCCUUUUCCCCUCCCCAGCUCCUGCCCCACCUCCCCCGCCUCUUACGCCUCUCGCUCUCACUCUCACGCCUCUCACGCCUCUUAUCCCACACCACGCUCCUCCUGCGGAACACCCCCCCUCCGAUCCAGGCUCGGACGGGGUAUCCCCCACUCCCGCGCCCCCCGUGCACCGGGGUAUCACACCCGCAGGCCAGCUCACUCUACACCCCCCGAAGGCAAAAGCGCGGGCUGUUUCUGGCCCUGCAGUUUUUGGGGGAAGGCCCACUGUUAGGCUUGUGCUUGCCCCUUCCCGUCCCGGUCAUGGGCAUGGGCAUGGGCAUGGGCGCGGGUCUAGCGAUUCCCGGUAUGAGGAGGGGAACGGGGCGGUGGGAGUGGAUGGGGAAGGGAAGGGGAAGGGGAAAGGGAAAGGGAAAGGGAGGAGCGCUUCUGCGCCUCUUUCUGCGCCUCUUGCGCCUGCCCAGCCCUGGACCGAGGGACGGGCUGGACGACCAGAGGGACAAAGCCGGAAGAGCUGGUCAUCACGGACACGGAGCACUUCUACCCCCAGUUUAUGGGAAACGUCCAUCCUUGAAGAGGGGGAGUGGGAUACCCAGCUGGAAGGACGGGGACGGGGACGGGGCAAGAGGGAGAGGAAUGGGCUCCAAGGACGAGAACUGGGCUUCUGUGAGAUGGGUUCGCUCGCCUUCCCCAGGCUUACGGAAGAGCAGCAAGAACUGGACCAGGAACUGGAACUGGAAUACGAACACGAACACGAACGCGGAUGGGAAAGACUCCCACGCAGAGUGAGCCUAAAAGACGUCAUCCUCCCCCGGCCGGUGGUGGUUCUCCUCGAACCUGCUACGUCUGCGUCUGCAUCUGCUGGGCGUGCUCCUGCGACUGCGACUGCGACUGUGACUGGGACUGAUGGCAAGAGGAGGUCUGGGUCGGGCUCGUUGUUUUCUCUCAAGCCUGAGAAGCUUGAUAGGAUGAGCUUGGGUGGGGAGAGGGUGAGGAGUAGGCGGUUGAUGAAGAACAGUGCGGGAGCGGGAAGAUCGGGAAGCUCGAAGAUCAAGAACAGGAGCAAGAGGGAGAGGGCGAAAGGCUGGGUGCUAGGGGCGAGAGGACCCGAGUUCGAGAAGAUCGACCAUAGCCGGGUUUGUACGUCGUCGUCAGCCGCGGCGGCGGCAGCGGUGGGGGAGUGCGUGUCGCCAGAGGUGUCCCAGGGCCCGGAGUCGGAGAGGAAGGAACUCGAGAACCCGGGGAGGAGCGGUGAAACCGUGCCAGUCACGGCCCUGGACGGUCAAGACGAACUUGAAGACUCGGAGGGAAGAAUCAGGAAAUGGCUGUUUUUUAUCGGGUUUGUCUUUUUUCCCGCUUGCCCUUGCAACGUACGGAAAAGGAUGCGCUCGUCAUUCGACUUCCGCACACCUUCUCCGGCCCCAGUCCCUCCCUCUCCACUCCCAAGCGACCAUCCCCUCUCGCUCGAACUCCAAUCCCUGCGUACAGCUCUCACGCAGUAUCAGACCGCAGCACACAACAGCGCCAUCCACCUGCAGCACCUCUCGCUCUCCGCCUCCUCCGCCAAAGAAAGGAACAAACAACUCACAGCACUCACCCUCCGGCUACAGGAAGAGCUCGCCCUCUUGCGUGAGAAACCGGCGGAAACGAACGUUCAUGAUAGGGAGUUUACGCUUGUUGUGAGGAGGCUGAGCGCGAGGGUGGAGGAAGUGGAGCGGGCGUUGGAGGCACGGGUUAGGAGGGCGUUGGAGUUGGAGGACAAGCUUUCGGUGCUGGGGUUGGAGGAGAGGGAACGCCGGGUGAAGGAAGAGAGACGUGCGCUAGAGAGGUUGGCAAGGGAUGUCGUCGAUCGUGCGGGGCGUGCUGCGUCACUUCCUACCCCCGUCUCUGCAGGGGGGGACAUCACUGGCCCUUCCUCCUCCCACUCUCUCUCCUCCUCCCCUGGCCAGUACACCCACUCAGACCUCCGGUGUUCACUCCUCAAGCUCCUGUCCGAAUCUUCAUCCCAUACGUCAUCCCUGGAACGCAGGCUCUCUGAUGCGCUUUCCCAGCUGGAAGCUAAGGAGCAAGAGCUGGCAGAAACGAAGGAAGAGCUGGACAGGGGGAGGGAGAGGGCCGCACAGGCGGAAGGCAAGUGGGAAGCUGCAAAGGCGGACGAUCGUGCUGCUGCCGGGUUGGUAGAACGAUACAUGCGUUUCUCCCAAUCCACUACCGACUCCCUGCGCAGUACGAUCUCCACACUCCAAUCCCGCCACUCAAGUACAGUGCAAACCCUGCAACUUCAGCUCUCCCAAUCCCAAACUUCGCUCGCCCGGUCCGAACGGCAAGUCCUCGCCCUCCGCUCAGCGCUAGACGAUGUCACCCAGGACGUGGUGGUGCAUUCUGAGGGCCGAAGACGGGAGGUGGGGCUGAGGCUGAAAUUGGUAGGGAGGGAAGAGAGGUGGGUAGGUGCGGUUAGGAGGGCUGUGGGGAGGGCUGGGAGGGAGCUUGCCCAGGGGAAGGGGAAGGGGAAGGGGAAGGGGAAGGAGAGGGCGGAGGGAGGGGAAGGGGAGGUGCUGCAGAGGCUUUUGCUAGCCCUCAGAGAAGUACUGGACGAAGUAGACGGGCCUUGCUCCUCCCCCUCCCCCUCCAACGCCGACGCCAACCCCACACAACCAGAAGGCAAACCGUACAAGCGCGCGGCCCAAGCUGUACAUAUGGGCACAGGAGCACUGGGGAGGAUCGUCGCUGCUGAACAGGCGGUGAGCGGGUUGGUACUGGAACUGGAGAGGGAGACUGGGAGGCGGAUGGGCCUGGAACGGGAGAGGGGGUUUGGGCUGUGGGAGGAGGGGAGGGGAGGGGAGGAGGUAGAUGGGCAGCUACUUGGGCAACUGCAGCAGGGUCAGGGGCAGCAGGGGCAGGAGGAGGAGAGGGAACAUGCGCAUGAGAGAGAGGAACAAGAAGUACCCGAGCCAGAGGCGGACGAGGCAGACGAGGCGGACGAGCAAACCAGACUGCUCCAAGAGCCCAGUACGCCCCUCUCUGUCCCUCCUGCUACGGAGGCGGUGGUGGAAGAUGCCGGCUACGCACCGGAAGGGCAUCAGAGCGAGCGGGAGAUGAACGGGCAUGCGCUUGCCGCUGGGGAUGCUGAGCUGCCGGAGAGGACGGAGAAGGAUGGCCGGGUUGGGCCUGUCUGCGGCUCCGGCUCGGAGAGAGAGUACAAGUGGGGUGUGCGGGAUGUUGGUAAUGGGCAUCCUGAGGCUGCUGUUGGGUUGGAAGACUCCAGGCCGGUCGACACGCCUGGACGCGAGUCAAGUGCCCUGCCGAACGGCGAUAUGAACGGACAGCCUAAAGUUGACACCGAACCGGAAGUCUCCAAGUCAGUCAAUGCCUCUGGAGCCAAGGUGAAUGGUUAUCUCGAGCAUGUCGCCGUACCACAGAAGGAUCGCAAGUCGGCUGUGCUCCCGGACGGUGGUAUGAACGGGCCUCCUGACGCUGCUGUCGGUUCGGAAGAAAGCUCCGAGUCGAUCCAUGUGGUUGGAGGCAAGCUGAACGGUCAUGCUGAGGCUGCUAGUGGGCAGGAGGAAACUACCGAUUUGAGUGCCGUUUCUGUCAACCUGAACGGGAGCGCCGAGCCCUUCAAAGUAGCCGACGCUGAAUCCAAGCCGUUCAUCGAAGAACCUGGCUCUGAACAAGUGCCACAGUCAACCCCCGCCGCAGCUACAGCGGCCAUAGCAAUCUCACCGGACGCGCAAGCCGAUAUCAACCCACAGGUGGCCGAACUCUCCGACAGCUCCUCGGUCGAAACCUUAGCAUUAAGUGAAUGGGCCCCAUCGACCAGGUCGUUGCCUACGCUAUCGAACGAAUCUCUGAUUUCUGAGACGCCGACUGCAGUUUCCAGCGGGGCUCUAAACGAGUUUGUCAGCGAGAAGGUAGCCUCGGCCGUGCCUGAAGAGAUUGUCGACGUACCGGCGCCAGUUAUGAUCGUCGCAGACCAAAAGGCGGCCAUUGAAGCUCCCCAGGAGCCCGUCCAGAUCCCAGAACCCCCUGCUAUUCGAUUCGAAGAGCCUGCCCCUGCAAAACCGAUCGAGGAGGCCGCCAAAUCGCCCGAGGAGGCACACAGCGACGAGCUCCUCCGCCAGCUCUCCGAGGCAUCAGCGCGCUACGAGUCUAUCCAGCAAGCGUUCAAGGGAUGUCACAACACCCUCCUGGCGCUAAGGAACGAGCUCCUCUCACCCGCUUCUCCCGGCCCAGUGGCCGAACAAGCACAUCUGCUUUCCACUGCUGUCAAUAGGCUCGACGACAUCACCGAGGACACUCGUGUGAGCCUCGAGAUUCGCGCUAUUGACGAUGCCCGCCUUGCCAAGGGCUUCGAAACGCUGCUUAUGAUGAACACUCACUCUGCUCCCGGCACGCAGCUGUACGAGCAGAUCGAAGCCUUCCUCGCAGGGGAAGACGCAACCGGCAGCAACGUGCAACACACCUUUGAGCAAAAGCUCGACGACCUGGAGCACGACAUAUCGAUCAUUAAGCGCGCUGUUCACGAAUGGAUGACCGGGGAUACGUUGACCGCCGGCCUGUCGGACGAGCCGCCCCACGCGCCUGAUCCUACCCGCCCCGCUCCCUCCCCUUGGGGAUGGACGAGCGCCUUCCUCCCCUCGCGACCGAACAGCCCGUCCCCAACCUUCGGAGCGGUGAUGUCCGGUGCCGUUUCGGGGAAACCGAGAUCCCCAUCGAACAAUAGUACUGGUAUACGGUUCCCAAUGCUCGCCCCGCUUUCGCCUAGAGAACACCCACUCGCCUAUCUCAGGCUGAGGCACUCCAUGCCCUCCCCCUCCCUUACCUCUCCCGCGCCCAUAUCACCCAGUUUCGCGGCGUACACUGUCCUCUCCCCCCCGGGGUCGGCGUCCUCCGUCGUCCUCGGGCUGCCGUACGAACGCAGGCGCACGACCUCGGCUUACAUGGCCGGUCUCGCCCCUGGCCUGGGCAUGCGUGCGCCUCCCCCUGGCCGCCGUCUACCGGCGAGGGCAGCAAGCACCCCCCAGCUGGUGCUGAGCAGUGAUGACGUUGAAUAG